GAAUUUAGUUAAGAUUAGGUGUUUUGAAAGAAACUUAGUUUGUUCGGUAAAGUGGACGAAAACAGUAAUAUGAAAAUACUUACGACGCUACUGUUGUUGGUGGUGGCCUCGCUGGCCCUGGCGAGGACCUCUGAGGAUGUGCCAGUGGAUCACAAGACGAUUAAUGAAAAACAACUCAAAACAUUAUGGAAUUCUUUGGACACCAACUACAGACCCUGUGGCGAUUUCUAUACCUACGCCUGUCAUAAUUGGUCCGACCAUCACAAAGGAAUUCAAUAUAAUUAUCACGGUGUUGCUGAUCUAUUGGGCUAUGAGGUCAACCUGGAAUUAAUGGAGUAUUUGGAAAAGACACCCGAAACAGAUGUGCCUAGAUUUGUGAAACUGUUUAAGGAUUUCUAUGUGGCCUGUAGAGAGACUCCAGAUUUUGAGCUAUUGGAUUUUAUACAUUGGAUGGAGAAGGAGGAAAAUAUGAAAUGGGCCCUAUUCACACCCGAUGAUAGUAAGGACUUCGUCUUCGAUUGGGCAACAAUUUUGGCCAGAUUCCGCAAAUAUGGUUUCAAUUAUAUUUUCCUAACAGAAUCGACAAUUUAUCAAGAUGCCAAUAGCUUCACAACAUAUUUGAAUAUACCCAAUUUUAAGGAGAUGUUUUAUCCCAUAAUAGAACUUGAAAUGACGGAAUACAACGAAACCAUACCUCUGCCUUGUGGAACAAUGAAUUUCGAGGAGCUGUGGCAAAUUCUUGGUCCAUUUGAAGAGAAAUUACUAAAAAUUAAAGCAGAAAAACAGCAGCAGCCAACAAUUUUAAAAUUCCAAGAACUUCCCUAUCCAUGGAUGCAGAAUUAUCUCAAGGCUUUGAUGGAGACCCAGGUCGUUGAUCCCAAUAUGAAAAUAAGUAUUGACAAUAUGGCCUACAUGGAAGCCUUGGAUAAUUUGCUGCAACAAUACGAUGCCAAAUUCCUGGCUCGCUAUGUGGAAAUUCGUUUCUUUCAAAUCUCCCAUAUGUUGAUCAAAAGUCCUUCGGAACAUGUCCACAUGUCCCUGGCAAGAAGUCUAUUGCCCAUGUCUGCCGAAUGGAUCUAUGAACAGCUGCAUCCCGAUUUGCGAGACGAGAUACCGAAAAUUGAACAAAUGUUUGAAAAUGUGGUGAAGAAUCUCAACAAAUCUUUACACAUGGAUGAAAGCGGAAUUAUACCCAAAGAAUUCUUCAGCAAACUGGAGACCAUGCGCAUGAAAGUGGGCUAUCUGCCCCAAGAAAAUACCAAGAAUCUUUUGGAUUCUUAUUAUGCCGAUUUGCAAAUGAAACCGAACGAUUAUUACCACAAUUUUUUGAAAAUAUUGGAAUUCUAUUACAAACUGGAACACAAGUACUUCGACUAUGCGAACUUUGCCAAGGAUAAGGAAUUUUUCUACAAAACUCCAAAAUAUGCCUAUAAUACCGAAGUCAAGCCGAUAUAUGUGGAUGAGUUGAAUCUUUUGAUUUUUCCCCUGGCCCUUUUCAGAGCACCCGAAUAUGACGCCCGCUUUGAGGAUAUUUUCAAGCAAAGCUCACUGGCCACCCUUAUGGGUGUGAGCUUGUUCGAUGCCAUCGCUACGAAUGAGGAUUUCCCCAACGAAUAUGUUGAAAAAAUAUCGGGUGUUAUAAGUCUUUAUACAUCCUUUCGGGUAUUUUUCUCAUCCCUUUCAACCGAUCAAAUUGCACGCUAUCAACAGGUCUUUGGCUUCUCUUCAGUUCGGGAACUCAAACGAAUGUUCUUUCUCAACGCAAUCCACUACAGAUGUUAUAGGUAUUCUGAUGUCACAAAAAAAUUUGUUAAUUUUGCCGUUGGGCAUUUGUCAGAUUUUGCCGAAGCCUAUGAUUGUAAAAUGAAUAACUAUUUGAAAAUGUUUUGAAAAAAAAUUUCUUUAACAGAUAAAUGUGAAAUAAAACAAGUAAAAAGACAUUAA
Molecule: messenger RNA, 1944 nt
Organism: Musca domestica (house fly)
Lineage: Eukaryota; Metazoa; Arthropoda; Insecta; Diptera; Muscidae
Exons: 1
Coding region: 70-1890 (606 amino acids)
Biological process (GO): protein processing
Cellular component (GO): plasma membrane
Molecular function (GO): metalloendopeptidase activity
Source: RefSeq, a predicted model, not a curated record